Asparagus officinalis (garden asparagus) is the source of this 921-nucleotide messenger RNA. RefSeq lists its product as uncharacterized. NCBI's taxonomy places the organism in Eukaryota, Viridiplantae, Streptophyta, Magnoliopsida, Asparagales, Asparagaceae. Bases 153 to 542 code for a protein of 129 amino acids. The transcript has 2 exons. The record is from RefSeq and is a predicted model, not a curated record.
UCUCUAAAUCAUUACGAAACGGUAUAAAAACCUUCCCACUUUCAUUCCCAACCUCCUCAACGUCAACACGAAAUCUCCCAUUUCUACAGCGAGAAGAGUUUCAAAGCUUCAUCAGUUUUGUUCCCAAAAUACCCCCACGUAGGGUUUCGACGAUGAGCAGCUCCGACGAGCAGAUCUCCAAGGCCUUCUACGAGCUCUCCGCCAUCCUCCUCUCGAUCCUCCCCUCGCCGCCUGGAUCCGGUCCUCCGCCACGGCGGAUCCAGGCGGUGCCGAGAUCUCCGUCCGCGAGGCGGAGCCAGAUGACGCCGGCGGCGUUCGCUUCGCUCUUGCUGGGCGUUUCGUUCGCUAUGAUGCUCUCUGGAUCGGUGACGUUCGUGAUUGGGAUUAUGCUGAUGCCUUGGGUGCUAGGGUUUGUGAUGGUGUUGUAUUUCGUCGGGAUUGUUUCGAGCUUGUCGGCGAUGCUUUUCCCUAGCUCGUGGGUGGCGGGAUCCAGAACAAGUCCCAAGGAGAUCCACGGCCACCUCUUCUCCAAAGUCAUUUAAUAUCACAAGAAGAGCAACAGUUGGCACCGGACCACUCUAUGCAACAGUUAGAAUGGUGAAUUAUGACACGGUCAUGGAGCACACUUGGUAAGCCCUUUUGGGUUUUGACUCAACCAGACGCAAGGGCUUAUUUUAUUUUAUUUCUCUCUUUUUCUUUUCUAUGAAAGGUCGAACUUUGUCUAUAUUGCUUCUUCCUCUUCUAGAGGGCUCUUUCCUGAUUUCUUUCUGCUUGUAUAGAUGCAAAUUGUUAUACAGCUUGCUGUAUUUGCCAGAAAUAUUAUACGUCCUUUGACAUCUUCAGUGGCCUUCCUAUCGGUUUCACUGCUAAAAUGUAGUUUUUCUGGUAUAUAUACAAAUCAGGCAAAUACAUCUCAACUAA